AUGCCACACGGCCAGGUGUGGUGCCUUUUUAUUGAAGCGAGCAUCUUCAUCACGCCGCUGGUGGCCCCGUCUGUCGCAGUCACACGAACCUCUCCGUUCAAGGGCGGAAACUUUGACACAGUUCGUAUCUGGGGUUCGCUUAUCGUCCUGCUCCGCCAUAUAUCCGCCUCGCCAGGCCUCCGCGUCACCUACCGUCCUUCGCACUCCUCAUCCAUCGCUCCCGGGCCCUGGAUAUCUACUAGAUGUCAGCUAUUGAUCAUGCCCUUGACGACAAGGUCAAGCAGGAUGCAGCCUUCGAUAGCGUGUCCGUGAGCGGCACCCUGGACGAUGACCGACUGCUGCAGGAGAUCGGCUAUGUGCCCUCCUUCAAGCGCGAGUUCUCCAAUUUGGCGACGAUCAGCUUCGCGUUCAGCAUCAUGGGUCUCUGCUCCAGCAUAGCCACGACCUUCAACACACCGUUACUCGUGGGAGGUCCAGCGUCGGUAACAUGGUGCUGGAUUCUAGGCGCUUGCAUGUGCUUCACGCUCGGUGCUAGUAUCGCUGAGAUAGUAAGCGCGUUCCCCACUUGCGGUGGACUCUAUACCGCGUCCGCGCAGCUGUGUCCUCCAAAAUAUAAGCCUAUCGUCGGCUGGACAGUCGGAUGGCUCAAUAUCCUCGGCCAAGUCGCCGGAGUCUCUUCUACCGAAUUCGGACUCGCGAACAUGAUCUGGGCUGCCGUCGUCAUCGCGAAGCCCGGCUACGAGAUCACCUCGGGUAAGGUCGUCGGCGUCUUCGUCGGCCUGCUGGCGUUCCACGGCUUGCUGAAUUGUCUCGCGACUCGGUGGCUUGCACGGCUCACCACGGGCUUCGUGUUCGUUAACCUUGGCACGACCUUCCUCAUCAUCAUCGUGCUUCUCGCGAUGACACCUCGAUCAGAGAUGCAUGCCGCGUCCUAUGUCUUUGGUUCAGCAGGACUCGUGAAUCAGACUGGAGGAUGGAACGACGGCAUCGCAUUCCUCUUUGGUCUGCUGAGUGUCCAAUGGACAAUGACGGACUAUGAUGCCACCGCUCACAUCUCCGAGGAAGUCAAGCGUGCAGCAUAUGCAGCUCCCUCUGCGAUCUUUAUCGCUGUCAUUGGCACAGGUCUUAUUGGCUGGCUACUCAACAUCGUCAUGGUUCUCUGCUCUGGACCCCUGGAGAACCUUCCCGGCCCUUCAGGCGAGGCCUUCCUCGAGAUUAUGGUCAUGCGCAUGGGCAAGCCAGGCGCGCUUUUCCUCUGGGCCUUCGUGUGUCUUACCGCGUUCUUCGUCGUGCAGACCGCGCUGCAGGCGUGCUCGCGCACGGUGUACGCCUUCAGCCGGGACCGCGGGCUGCCCGACGGAGGCUACUUCGGACGGAUGAGCCGGCUCACGACGACGCCGAUCCACGCGAUCUGGUUCGUCACCGGCCUGUCGAUCCUCCCCGGCCUGCUCGACCUCGCGAGCCCGGUCGCGGCGAACGCGAUCUUCGCGCUCACGGCCAUGGCGCUCGACCUGUCGUACAUCAUCCCAAUCUUUCUGCGACGCCUGUUCCGGAACCACCCCGAGGUGCACUUCCGGCCGGGCCCAUUCUACAUGGGUGACGGCCUGCUCGGCUGGGCGGCGAACGUGAACUGCAUCCUCUGGACACUCUUCGUGGUCAUCAUCUUCGCGAUGCCAAACUACCUGCCCGUGACAGCGCAGAACAUGAACUACGCCUCGGCCAUCACCGGCGGCGUCAUCAUCAUCUCGAUGGUGGGCUACCUCGUCAGCGGUCGCAGGCACUACAAGGGCCCCAGGGGGACGGCUCUCAGGAACGAGAACCAGGAAGGCAGCAGCGAGAAGCCCGAGCAGGCUGCGUAGCUCCCUUCCAGACGUCAUGCGACCCCGGGUCUUCUCGUGUUCUCGCAGAGCCGGACGGAAGCCGGGUAGCACCCCACGCUCUUUUGCCUCCCCUUCUGCUUUAUGUGGCGUGCACCUGCCAGGUGCACCCCCGCCUGCAGAAGUCCACUCCGGGCAAGCGCCUACGGGUCGUCGACCAUUGCUUCAUUAUGCCCUUCACGAAAUUCCGGGCUGUAGUGGUCAUUCCAAAGUACAUUAUUUCAUGUAUUAUUUUUCUCUUAUCUGCUCUGUGUCGAAUCCGAUAUUACUGGUUGAGACGC
This is a messenger RNA of Phanerochaete carnosa HHB-10118-sp, 2158 nucleotides long. RefSeq lists its product as uncharacterized. The record is from RefSeq and is a predicted model, not a curated record. Bases 243 to 1859 code for a protein of 538 amino acids. Gene Ontology annotation, molecular function: transmembrane transporter activity. Gene Ontology annotation, cellular component: membrane. The transcript has 15 exons. Gene Ontology annotation, biological process: transmembrane transport. Lineage: Eukaryota; Fungi; Basidiomycota; Agaricomycetes; Polyporales; Phanerochaetaceae.